This is a messenger RNA of Peronospora belbahrii, 1065 nucleotides long. The record is from the annotation of a GenBank genome assembly. NCBI's taxonomy places the organism in Eukaryota, Oomycota, Peronosporomycetes, Peronosporales, Peronosporaceae.
AUGCCUUCCAGGAGUCAAAGCAUUCGAAAAGAGGUCGAAGUAGCGCUGCAUGAACACCGCUUCCUCGUGACGAAAUUGCUUGAAUCACUUCAUACUUCCUCAUUACCACCAUCAACUAUUACAGCCACGAGACUGCGUACAGUGACUGAGACAUUCAACAAAGUACUGGAAAAGGAUCGUGAACUACUGGCAGCUGUGAAAAAUUUGGCUCGACAUCAGGUGGCGCAAAAGGAAUUGCUGCGGAUAGAGGCGGAGAUUGAACACAAGAAGCAAAAGGUAGUUGAAUAUGCAGCUCAAUUGCGUCAGUCUCAAGAGGAAAUUGCCAAUGUGCUGAAAAAGCAUUCUGUAGUGCUGCAGAAUGCCAAACAGAAGACCAAAGUGGUCCUUGAUCCUCGUGAUAUUGUCGCCUAUGCGCACCGUAUUGCUGGCACAACAUCGGCACCAAAGGAGUGGCAGCCUGGAUUUCCAAUGUUUGGCUUUAUGCCCCCAGCACCGCAGGAACACAUGAUGCGUGCGGGUGUGCUGAGUCGUGGUAUUGUCGCCGAGAUCGUCACGCAAGGUCCAGAGAAGUACACGUCAACCGCAGUGCGUGUAAAGCAGGAAGGCGCUGGUGGUGAAGAUAUCGAAAAGCUUGACAUCCCGAUUGGAUUGGGUGCGAGCGAUGCUCAGAUCCGUAAGCAAAUGCCGCCAGGAUGGAAACCGGGUGACCCGGUUGAUCUGCCGCUUGAUGCUUUGCUGCACUAUAUGGGUCGAAGUUUCUUUGUCGAACACGGCAUUGUGUUGCCAGAGUCUUGGAAAACAGGUGACUCACUGCCUUCAGAUGCUAUGGAGAUUUUGCGUAAGAAGUUCAAGCUGCCGGAAAAGCGAACGGCUUUAUACGACGACGAGGUAGUCGACGACGUUGAGACUUUGCGUAAGAAACGCAAACUUGAAGAGGGUGAAAAGACUGAAGAUGGUACUGCUGAAAGUGAGAGUUCAAGCGACUCAAGUGAUAGUGAUGAAGAGGCUCCAGACACAAUCUCACUCAGCCUCUCGUCUUCCGAAGACGAAAGCGAGAGUGACUAA